This is a messenger RNA of Camellia sinensis, 846 nucleotides long. NCBI's taxonomy places the organism in Eukaryota, Viridiplantae, Streptophyta, Magnoliopsida, Ericales, Theaceae. The record is from RefSeq and is a predicted model, not a curated record.
UAAAAAUAAGAUUGUUGCUACAUCAUAAUUAACAUUUUGUGAUAGAUGCUCAGGCAGAUCAAUCAAUUGUUUUUUAAUUUAAUCCUGAUAUCAAUUGGCUUAUUUGUGAAAUUGUUUAGAAUUUCUACUGCAAUGUUCAUGGGUUUGAUUUGUGCCCUGUUCAGUGAGUUGCCAGUGACAAUGAAAGGUUGGAAUCAAAGCAGCAAGAAGAAGCGCAGCGGGAAAGGCAAAGGCAAAGGCAACAGCAACGGUAACGGUGAAGAAAGCAAGAUUAAGCAGAGUGCAUGUAUAUGCCUGUUGUUUGAAUUGCCGCUGCAAAAGCGUAUCAAUGUGUUGGCCAUUGAUACAAGUGAAGAACUUGGUAUUUUUCCGCUAAGCCCACUGAAACAUGCCAGUUCAAUAUCGCGAGUUGGUUUUGCCUCACUAGGGUCUAAAAUUUAUGUACUUGGUGGUGAAAUUGAUCGGGAAACUAGAAAUUACCCUAGGGAAGUAUAUAUUUGGGAUUUCAAUUGCAAUGAGAAACAGUGGAAGAAGGGUCCUCCGUUGAACGCCAAGAAGCCAAAUCCAGUUGUUGUUACUGUGAAUAAGAAAAUAUAUGCCCUUGCCGGCGAUUCCAUAUUUGACCGUAGAAAAACUGAGACAAUAUGCCAUGUGUUCGAGGUCCUUGAUCCAAAACUUGGCAAUGUUUGGACCCCUCUGCCCAAUCCUCCAUUCCAUUCCUUAUAUAAGAAGUCUUCUGGCGUGGAAUUUCGCGGGCACACAGUCAUUGGCCUUAAUAUUUAUGUGUUAUUACUUCACUCAUAUAAUCGUGUCACUUUGUAUUCCUUAAUGCUGUGUUUGCGUUAA